GCGUAAGGAGGCCGCCGCCGCCGGCGUCCCUCCUCAGGCGUGGCGGGGGAGGAGCGGCCGCCCCGCGAUGUGGCAGAGGCCGGUGUGCGUGGGCCUCCUGGCCCUGGCGCUGGGCUACCUUUGCUUGCUGGGCCCCGAGCUCUCCUACUCGCCGCUGCGGCACCUCUCCGCCUCGCUGCUGGGGGGGCUGCGCGGCGCCCGCUCCCUGGAGGAACGGGUGGUGGCGGCCUGGCAGGCGGCCAUCGUCCGGCCGGCCCGCCGCUGGGCGCGCGUCGCCGUCGGGGUCAAUGCCUGCGUAGACGUGGUUCUGUCUGGCGUGAAGCUGUUAGAGGCGCUGGGUCUUGAACCUGGGGAUGGAAAAAAUCACGUAGUCUUGAGCUCCAGACAGGACCUGAAAGAAGCGUUCGCUCACUUCAUGGAAAAAGGGGCAGCUGCCGAGCGCUUCUUCAGCGACGCCGAGUCUUUCCAUCACAUUGCACAGACAGCCUCCGAGUACCCCGCUGCGCAGCUUUAUGUAGGAGGAAAUGCUGCUCUCAUUGGCCAGAAGCUUGCAGCACAUCCAGACCUGAAGAUCCUGCUUUGUGGCCCGGUUGGUCCUAAACUCCACGAACUACUUGAUGACAAUGUGGUUGUGCCGCCUGAAUCCAUGCAGGAAAGAGAUGAAUUCCAUCUUAUCUUGGAAUAUCAAGCAGGUGAAGAGUGGGGACGGGUGAGAGCACCCAACGCCAACCGCUUCAUCUUCUCCCAUGACCUAUCAAAUGGUGCAUUAAAUAUGCUGGAAGUGUUUGUGUCCAGCUUGGAUGAAUUUCAGCCAGAUCUGGUGGUACUUUCAGGGCUUCACAUGAUGGAAGGACAGAGCAAGGAGAUGCGGCAGAGACGGCUUAUGGAGGCUGUGGCCUCCAUCUCCGAUAUCCCUACGGACAUCCCCAUACACCUGGAGCUGGCCAGUAUGACCGAUCAAGACUUCAUGAGCAACAUUGUGCAUCAGCAGGUCUUUCCCCUGGUGAACUCCAUUGGGCUGAACGAGCAGGAGCUGCUCUUCCUCACGCAGUCCGCCUCCGGGCCCCACGCCUCCCUCCCUUCCUGGAGCGGCGUUCCCGACGUGGGCGUAGUCAGCGACAUCCUCUUCUGGAUCCUGAAGGAGCAUGGGAAGAUGGCGGAGCGGGCCUCCGACCUCACGCGCGUCCACUUCCACACCCUGGCCUAUCACAUCCUCGUCACGGUGGAUGGCUACUGGGGCAACCAGGUGGCUGCAGUGGCUGCCGGGGCCAGAGCCGCGGGGACUCAGGCCUGCGCCACCCAAACCAUCGACACCCACAAAGUCUUUCUGAAAGCUCCUCUGGAGUUUGUGACCUCCCAGAUAGAGGCACCUUCCCCGAUCUCUUUGGAUCCGGACGAGCCGGUGGUGCACUGGCACAGAGAAGGCAUCUCCUUCCAUUUCACUCCCGUUUUGGUGUGUAAAGAUCCUGUCCGGACCGUGGGACUCGGGGACGCUAUUUCAGCAGAAGGACUGCUAUACUCAGAGAUAUAUCCUCAGUAGAAGACUAAGACCCUCCUUUUUCUCCGGUGUCUGAGGAAUCAUCGUGUUCUUUUUAGGAUUUCAGCCCGGGAUGGUAUAGGAACAGAACUGGGGUGUGGGGUGUUUUCUGGAUAUAACUGAAAAAGAGCCAAAGAAUAAUUCCAGGUAUAAACUGUCAGAUACAUUCCAGUCACUUGGCAGUGACUCGAAGGCGUCGCGUUUAGGUGCAGAUGUUUUAGUAUUUAAUGUGAAAACUGAUUUUUGCUUUGUCUUAAGCAUGUGGGGAGGGAAACAAACAUCAAACUCCCUGUUUGGUGCAGGUUUGGUGUCUGUAACCCUGAAGGGGUCUGGUCUGUCAGCGCUGGGAAGCGCAGCAGCCAGGAGAGUUCCUGUGCGUGGAUCCCAGGGAGAGCACAGCACUGCUCAGCCCUGUCCUGCCUCUGAUAAAUUAAAAAUAAAAGGCUCUUGCAUUAUC
This is a messenger RNA of Calidris pugnax (ruff), 1994 nucleotides long. It is a transcript of the gene ADPGK, whose product is annotated as ADP-dependent glucokinase. Gene Ontology annotation, cellular component: endoplasmic reticulum. Gene Ontology annotation, biological process: glucose metabolic process. Gene Ontology annotation, molecular function: ADP-specific glucokinase activity. Bases 68 to 1540 code for a protein of 490 amino acids. The transcript has 8 exons. The record is from RefSeq and is a predicted model, not a curated record. Lineage: Eukaryota; Metazoa; Chordata; Aves; Charadriiformes; Scolopacidae.